Molecule: messenger RNA, 2418 nt
Organism: Elephantulus edwardii (Cape elephant shrew)
Lineage: Eukaryota; Metazoa; Chordata; Mammalia; Macroscelidea; Macroscelididae
Gene: PTCHD3
Product: patched domain containing 3
Cellular component (GO): membrane
Source: RefSeq, a predicted model, not a curated record
AUGUUUUUAGCAGGUGCCCUGACCGAAAGUGACACCUUUUGUCCCGGAAAUGAAAAUAUUAAUUCCAACACGAAGAUUGUUCCAGAAACGUUAUCUGUGCUUGACUUACACGCUGGGGUGGAGUCGACCACGGACUUAGUCCCUGGGGUGGGGUCGACGAAGUUGGGGCCUUGGGUGGCUGAAGGUGUGUCUGAGGAGGAUAAUUUGGGGACAGGACGGUUGCAGUCCUGGCAGCGAUUCCAGGGGUCCAGGCAGGAGGAGUUCCAACAGCCCGCGAUCCCCAUCCGGCGAACAGAGAAGUUUAAGCAGAGACUCCUCUGCCGCACCGACUGCUUGGAGGCCCCACUCAGUCAGUUCUUCCGAUGUCUGGACACAGCGGUGGCUUCGUACCCCUGGGUUUUCCUGCUGGGGUCUCUGCUGCUGACGGCCUUUCUCAGCACUGGCUUUGUCCACCUGUCCUUUGACAAAGAGGAAAACCUGGAGGAGCAGUACUCCCCGGUGAGGAGCCCGGCCAAGAAAGAGCGCCAGUUCAUUAUAGGACAUGACAGGACCAACGACUCCUUUCACUUCUCCUCCACCAGGGAGAGCACCCAGUUCACCUUCGCUGCCAUCUUUGUCAUCUCCAACACCCCCUCGCUGCUGGAAUCGGACAUUUUGGCUGAAGUUAGUAAACUGGACCCAGCCUUGGAGGAUUUGUCCGUUGAGCAGGAGAACAGAACCCACAUCCGCUUCCCACAAGUGUGUGCCAAGUUCCUGGACAACUGCGUGCCCUCCAACACGCUUCUGACCAUCUGGCGGCAGGACAGAACCUUGAACCUGAAAAACAUCGCUUUCCCAGUCCACCACUGGAAGCAACAUCCCAUCCACUUGACCCACAUGGUUGGAGGCAUCCAGUUAGGGGAGAGGAGAGGAAAUAACCAGCUACUCCAGCAGGUCAGAGCCCUGCGGCUGCAGUACUACCUGCGGAGCCAGCUAGGGGAGGACAAGUCCAGGAUCAAGAAGUGGCUCAUCCAUUUUCUGAGCCAAUUUAACGACCUGAAGGAGAGGCUAGCCUUGAAUCACAUCCAGGUAAUCUACUCUACAUCACUUUCUAGACAAAGGGAAUUUGAAGCAACUGCUAAGAAAGCGAUCCCUUUGUUUCACUUGGCAUACCUUCUAAUCAUAGCAUUUGCAAUCCUGUCAUGCUACAGAUUAGACUGUGUACAAAACAAAAUGUGGGUUGCAGCAUUUGGAGUGUUUUCUGUUGCAUUGGCAGUAGUGAGCGGCUUUGGCUUGAUGCUGUACGUUGGGGUUCCAUUUGUACUUGUAGCUGGAAAUUCACCAUUUCUUAUUCUAGAUAAAUGUACUGAGUCCAAAAUGUUUGUAGUUUUGUUGUACUUUUUGUAUAUCAUAAGCAGCAUAUAUGGGUGUCUCCAAGGGAAGGAAGGUUUAGAUGUUCGAAAUCUAGCAAGUGAUGAUUCCUAUAUCAGACCAUAUUUUGAUGUAAAUGAUGAGUAUUUUUCGGAGUAUGGCCCUGUGGUUAUGGUUGUUGUUACUACAAAUGUUAACCACUGGAGUAAAGAAGUCAGGGAAAACCUGGAACUGUGUAUAAUAGAAUUUGAAAACAGUAAGUAUGUAGUUGAAAAUAUCACAGACUUUUGGUUACAAUUUGGUUAUGUGCAGUAUAUGGAAACAACAAAACAAGAUGUAAAUGAUAAGAAUACUUUUGCAAAAAAUAUACCUGUAUUUUUAAAUAAUUUUCCCAAUUUUGUAUAUGAUGUUAAUAUUUCAUCAUCAAAUGAAAUAAUUUCUUCCCGGACCUUCAUUCAGACCAGGUAUGUUUCUACUCCUGCCUAUAAGAAGAGGAUGUUAAAACAGUUAUGAGGCAUUGCUGCAUCUUGUAAAAUUCCACUGUUGGUGUACAACCAAGCCUUCAUAUAUUUUGAUCAGUAUGCUGUAAUAGUGGAAAACACUAUUCAGAGUGUUGUUGUUGCAUCAUUGGCUAUGUUCUUUGUUUCUUCACUGUUAAUUCCUCAUCCAGUAUGUGCCUUGUGGGUAACUUUUGCUAUUGCUUCUGUGGUUGUGGGAGUAACAGGUUUCAUGGCUUACUGGAAUGUCAAUCUUGAUUCCAUAUCUAUGAUGAAUCUUGUCAUUUGUAUAGGGUUUUUUUUUUACUUUUCUGCACACAUAUGCUAUGCAUUUGUUUCCAGUUCUAAGCCCACACUAAACGAGAAAGCAGUUGAGGCAUUGUAUCUGCUAGGCUAUCCUGUGUUACAAAGUGCAGUAUCAACAAUAAUUGGGGUGUGCCUUUUAUAUACAUCUAAUGCAUACAUCUUCAGGACAUUUUUCAAAAUUAUAUUUCUUGUUAUGAUGUUUGGGGCUGCUCAUGGCCUAAUUUUUAUUCCUGUAUUCUUAACUUUUUUUGGAAGAUUUGACUGA